Molecule: messenger RNA, 2313 nt
Organism: Panonychus citri (citrus red mite)
Lineage: Eukaryota; Metazoa; Arthropoda; Arachnida; Trombidiformes; Tetranychidae
Gene: AspRS-m
Product: aspartate--tRNA ligase, mitochondrial-like
Exons: 6
Coding region: 8-1828 (606 amino acids)
Biological process (GO): aspartyl-tRNA aminoacylation
Cellular component (GO): cytoplasm; mitochondrion
Molecular function (GO): nucleic acid binding; ATP binding; aspartate-tRNA ligase activity
Source: RefSeq, a predicted model, not a curated record
GCUAAUUAUGAUUAAAUUUAAUCACAAGUUUUACCUUUUGGGUAAUUUGAUUGGUGGUCGAUCGUUUAACUUACCUUUUAUCAGAAAUAAUUGGGGAUUAUCGGCUGUUAAUCGGUUCACUUGUCGUCAACAUAAUUGUAGUGACCUUAAGAUUAACGAUGUUGGUAAAAAGGUUACACUUUAUGGUUGGGUUAAACAUGUACGAACUCAUGGAUCGGCACUUUUUCUGGUCAUAAAUGAUGCUUAUGGUGAUGUCCAGUUGAUAAUAAAAAAUCCUGAUUCAAAAGUUAAAGAGCCAACCAUUGGAUCGGUGGUAAAGGCUGAAGGAAUCGUCUCCAAACGUCCAACUGGUCAAGUAAAUGAAAAGAUGAAAACAGGAGCCAUUGAGGUGAAAAUUGAGCAACUUGAAGUGAUUAACAAGAAAACAACACACACAACUAUUGUCAAAGAAUCGGAUCGAUUAAAGUACCGAUACAUUGACCUACGAACAAAAGAUCUCAGUUCUAAUCUACGAUUGAAAAGUCAACUAAUGAACAAUAUAAGAAACUUUUUCCACCAAGAAGGUUUUAUCGAGAUAGAAACUCCGAUUAUCCAGAAACAUACGCCCGGAGGUGCUCAUGAGUUUAUCGUACCAACCAGAGAUCCAAAUCAAUAUUAUUGUUUAGCUCAAAGUCCACAGAUAUUCAAACAAUUGUUGAUGGUCGGAGGUUUGGAUCGAUAUUUUCAAAUCGCUCGAUGUUUUCGAGAUGAAGUCUCUAGGCCCGAUCGUCAACCCGAGUUUUCACAGGUAGAUGUUGAAAUGUCUUUUACAACAGCCGAUGGAAUAAUUGAUCUGAUUGAAACUCUUCUUGUCGCUAUUUGGCCUUCGUUUGCCGGCUCAUUGUCGAUUCCUUUCCCUCGAAUAACCUAUCAAGAAGCUCUGGCCAAAUAUGGUUCAGAUAAACCCGAUCUUAGAAGUGACAUUGAGUUGCAUGAUCUCAGUAGUCCAUUGAGAGCAAUUACUAAAUCAUCAACUUUGGGUCUUGCAAUUCCUGGUGGAAGUGAUGAAAAUUUGAAGGAAAAACUUUACCAAGAAAUGGUGACAACGGCAAAUGAUUUAUCGUUCAAGGGCAAUGUCAUUGGACUAUUUAUUGAUGAUUUAGAUGGUAACUGGACAAUGGACAAAGAAAACGAUUCGUUUAGUAUUGAUCAAUCAACCAAACUUUAUAUUUCUCAACAAUUGAAAUUAAACAAAGGAGAUUAUCUUUUCAUCACUUAUGGAGAUCCUAAUGAAAUUCGACGUUACAUGGGAAAAUUUCGAAAUUCUUGUAUAAAAUGUAUAUCAGCUAAUGGAAUUGCCAAUGUUCAAGAUAAUUCAUUUAUUUGGAUAACUGAUUUUCCACUUUUCGUUGAAUCGGAAAACAAAAUGACAAUUGAAAGUAGUCAUCAUCCAUUUUCAUCACCUAAACCCGAUCAAUUAGAUAAACUCUAUUCCAAUCCAUUGGAGGUGAUCGGUGAUCAAUUUGACCUUGUUCUUAACGGUGAAGAAGUUGGUGGUGGAUCAAUGAGAAUCCAUGAUGCCAAUAUACAAGAAUUUAUAUUUAAACAAAUUCUCAAAGUAGAUUAUAAAUCAUUACAAUUUUUCUUGGAUGCUUUGAACUCUGGUGCUCCACCUCAUGGUGGAAUAGCCUUAGGGCUGGACAGAUUAAUACGAAUAAUUUGUAACGCAAAUUCCAUACGAGAUGUAAUCGCUUUCCCCAAAUCAUUCACCGGUAAAGAUCCACUAAGCGGAGGUCCAACACAAUUACCAGCAACGAUUCUUGAAACAUACAACAUAAAACCAACAUAAGAAUGGAAAAUUUAAUCAACCAAACUAAAUCGAAAUCCCUUCUUACCUUACAAUUGAAAAUUAAAUGAUAAAGACAAAAAGAGGAAAUUAAAUUGUACAAAUCAGCCAAGAACGAAAGAUAGAUCAUACCCGCCGUUUUCAACUCUCACGAACGAAUGAUCAGAUCCUUGGACAUCGAAGUGAAAUGAACCUAUUUUUCACUCUCUCUCCCUCCCUCUCUCUAUUUAAUUACUUCGAAUAUGUAAUAAAAUUUUGAUAGAAAAUUGUUUUACUUUAAAUGUUCAAGGAUCGUUUUCUAGAAUCUCAUACAUGUAAAACCUUUGGUUCUCGAGAUAUUUGGAAAAACGUUCGUUAAGGUUAAAAAACGCUUAGUACAAUCGACGCAAAAAAUGCGCUGCAAUUACGAUUUUGACUGGAAAAUUUUUCAUUAAAAUUGAUUGAGCUGCUAAAAAUUAUUUCUAUCAAUUGUGUUGAUUAUAUUCAAA